Messenger RNA from Topomyia yanbarensis, 5554 nucleotides. RefSeq names its product sodium channel protein Nach. The record is from RefSeq and is a predicted model, not a curated record. Gene Ontology annotation, biological process: sodium ion transmembrane transport. The transcript is spliced from 6 exons. The coding region runs from base 3582 to 4694 and encodes 370 amino acids. Gene Ontology annotation, cellular component: membrane. Lineage: Eukaryota; Metazoa; Arthropoda; Insecta; Diptera; Culicidae. Gene Ontology annotation, molecular function: ligand-gated sodium channel activity.
CACGACUGGACGUGUUUGAAAGUUGGUGGUCAACUAUCGAAUAUGGCUGCAGGACGUCACGACAGUUAGUAGUAUAAAACUCAGCAAAGGAGACAUUAGCAGUAUAUGAUGGUUGAUCCUAGCAAGUGAGCUAUUUGUAUUUCUUUCAUCGCAGUACAGCAUUUUUACCUAACCUCAAUCUUUAAAAGUACAACACAGGUAUUAGUUUGGUGGUUUUGAGACACAAAACGCAGCAAUUAUGCUGUAUCUUCCCAGGGACUUAAAUUAGAAUUAAUCACCAGUUUUUUGCAUAGAAUAACACAUACCCAACCUACGUAAAGCUGGAUUCAUUAUUGAUUGGCCAUUAUAGCAGCGUGUGGGGCUGUUUGUUGAUGUUGAUUGAAGUAGAUUGAUUUUUCUUUGCAGCUUCUGCCCAUAGUUUUCCAUAAUGUUCAGUCUCAGACCCGUGCGCAAGGGGAGGGUUUUGGAGAGUUUUUUUCUUUUAAAAAUUUAUUAACUUUCUGUUCAGGAAAAAAAUACUGCAAACCGUUUUGACACAUAAAAUAUCAUUUGAGUUCAGUCACUCUAGAAGCAAGUCGAUGAAGAAACCAAGCAAGAAGCUGAAGAAACUCGGGAUUCGUAGUCUAGAGAAAUCUCACCGCCGAUUAUCAGUUGCUAACAGCUAAAAUGAUCGCUAAAAUGGACAUCGGUAUCGGGUGAAAUACCGCCGCCGAGAAAGUCUCAACACCUAGCUAGCAGAUAAAUAAGAACGAGUAGCGCCAAUAAGGAUAAGAAAACCUGUGAAGGUGACGAUAUUUGCAGCAGACCUGAGCAGGUCAGAUAUACGGCGAAGGUUGGACAGCAAGCAAGGAAAAGCAGCUAUGGAUAAACACAUGAACGAUUCACACAAAACAAAAAGAGCAAGAGCACAAUCCCUACUGAAGUGGCAUCUGACGGUUGCCUUGGAUGGAUGAAGAUCGCGAGAUACAAGAGGUUUAGGUUAAGUCGGUACUACUACAAAGCAGCAGGCGGCGAUGUCUGUUGAUUCCUUCUUGCUAACAAAAAUUUACACAAUCCGUUGAGCUGAGUCGAUUGGUACACAAGACUCGGCCCUCGAGGCCUCGUUUGAAGGUUUCUAUACCCUAUCUUGUUUCUAUAUAGUAGAAUGGGUCAAAUAGGUAUGGGGGUUCACUAGGUAUAGGGCAUUAUCUUUGCUAUGUUAUUGCAGAUGUCACUCGCAUGUUUCGUAAAUUAGAUACACGGUAGAGAACAUCGUUGACGACUGUCAUUUCGGCUGUUACCAUGGAUCAGCUGUAUUACUUACGGCGUUGCUUAUGUUUUCGCGUGUUGUUCUGCGAAAACGCAUUGUCUUUCGUUCUCAGUACAGCACAUUAAAACAAUGAGAAAAAAAAAAUGUCAAAUGAGUUUUUUCUUACUUAAAAAUUAAUGCCGAACACGAGUUUUGUGUUGGUUUUUCGAUAUUAUUGAAGCAUACGUUUGGGGGCACGAUAGAUCAGUCGCUUGUAUGUCACUACUAUUAUGUAAAUUUGAAUUAUUUUGACAGGGAAAUUGUGCGUAAUUACGCACGAAAAACGCCAAAAUGAAGUGAAGAGGACAUAAAGAACACAAUUGCAUGUGUUCAAGAUAGCCCCAGCAUUCGAACAGCCUCUAGACAAUUCAAGGUUCCGUUCGAAAUAAUUGAGUGCUCGUGCGAAAGGAAAGUGAAAGCGCGUCAGAUAUUUCGCGUGAGGUAACAAUAUUUUAAUUUGAGGUGUUGUUCAAGUAGACAAUUGAAAAUACAUGAUCAAAAAAGAGAAGGAAAGGGAAUAAUAAAAAGGUCCGAAGCGCAAACGUGAUCGUCGCAGGUUUAAGCAACCACGUGAGCCGAAAUGCACAACUUCAAGUCCACACUCUGGCGACGACGAGAGCACCGAAGAAGUCAUUCGCAAGUACAAAGGCAGCCGCAGUUGCUGAAAAAACAAACUUUUUCAACAUUUCCUUCCAUGGCUUCAUGAUUGUUCACAUCAUUUGCCACUUCCUCAUUUUCUUACCAGAAUGACGUCAAUGGAUUGCAUUUAUUAUUUAAAUGGCUGGCGUCCAAACGGAGCUAACCCACAUUUUUCCGAAUUCGACAUUUUUGCAUGUUUUAAUAGUGUAAUCUAUGUGUACUGCUAUGUGUAUGUGUACAUUUGUGUAUGUGUACAUUUGGGAAAUUAAUUUUUUUUAGAUUUUUUGCUAUUAGCACUUAAAGUUGAUCAUGAAGGUAACCUCAGUACUAGCUGGCGUCCAAUAGGGGCUAAUCCACAAUUUGUCUUAUGGAAAUUCGAGUUUUCUCGUUCGUUUUCCGAGGUUUUAAUAAAAAGUAGUCAAUCUAUUCGCGGCGCUUUUAUCAACUUUUUAAUAAUGCUACAUGGAAAGGUGGUGUCUUCGGGAAAGUUGUAGGUCCUAUUAUUUUAAAUAUAUCUUCAGGAGAUGGAAACUAUAUAGGUCCUGUGUUUUUCGAGACAGAGCAUGUUUUGGUUAAAAAUUUAGCUAUUUCCAAAAAUGCGCUUUGUCGGACCUACAAAGUUAGUAUCUUCAGAAGAUAUACUUCUAAUUAUCUGACAUAUAACUUUGUCGUAGACACCAUCUUUCUAUCUCGCUCCAUUAAAAAGCGCCGCCCUAGCGACUGAAUUCCAAACUAAUAUGAAAUGAUCAAAUAAAGCGCUAGACGUUAUUCCAAAACUUUGCCAAAGACACCAUAGCUCUAAAACGAAAGAUAAAGAAAGGACGUGUGAAUGGACGAGAUUUUUACCAUUCGUCAAAUCCUGAAUAAAUUUCGCGAAUGCAACAUGCAGGCACACCAUCUGAUUGUGGAUUUCAAGACAGCGUACGAUCCAGUGAACCGAAACGAACUGUGCCACAUAAUGCUCGAACAUGGCUUUCCGACGAAACUGACUAAGCUGAUUCGUAUGAUACUGGAUAGGUCAAAAUUAAGCAUUAGAAUGUCCGGAGAAAUAACUAACUCGUUUGUGGUGUUAGAUGGAUUGAAGGAGAGUGAUAUACUUUCUAACGUGUUGUUCAUCAUAGUGCUUGAAGGUGCGAUACGAAGAUAUGGUAUGCAGAUAAACAGCACUAUCGUAACAAGAUCUCGUAUGUUUCUUGGAUGCGCGGACGCCAUCGAUAUUUUCGGCGUUGAUUAUAGAGCAGUGGAAGAGUUAUAAAAUUUCACUACACAAGUUAAAAAUAUUGAUCGUGCGGCAAUCGUGAUAGAAUUAAAACGACUUAUUAGAAUUGUCGAUCAAACCACAAUGGUUCUACAAAUUAAUCCACAGUUAUGCACAGUAAGGCUGACUGUGUGUAUUGAUUUAGCUAGUGUGUAGUUUUUGUGCUAGAAUUUUAGUUGUAUCAAAUUUAUAUAACAGUAUGACAAAUAGCAAUCUUGAAAAUUCCUUUUGAAAUUUAGAAUAUUUUGGACUGUUUGCGUCGUGUGUUCCUGGUUCGGUUCCGCUCUGCUCAUCAAUGCCUCGUUGGAAGCCUUCCGAACCAGUGCCAUCUCGUUCGUGGUCGAAACGAACUACCGAGACUGGAACACCAAAUUUCCUUCGAUUGUAGUCUGCGAGAUGCGUAACAUGGAACGGAUUCAGAUGGUAGCAGAUGAGUUGUGGGGUGAAGAUCACGAUUUUGCAAUGGAGGAGAUACUGAACGAGAUUGGUUACUUUCGGGGAGAAUCGUAUCACACGGUGAGCGAAUGCACCGAAGACGAGCAUCCGGAGAACUGCUUCAGCAGCAACUUUUCCGACUAUGCUCGGUUAGUUCGUAGCCCUUGUGAGGAAACAUUGGAUGAAUGUUUUUGGAAUGGUCAACGGUUUGAUUGUUGCAAAUAUUUUCAACCAAUGGAAACGGAGAUUGGCGUGUGCUAUGCGGUGAAUUCGAUACAAACCAGUGCCGACGAACCUCUGAAGAUUGAUAUGGUGUCGAACAAGACGACAGGUCUAGGUCGGUUGAGGAUAACGGUUUUAACCGAAGCGUACGUGUUCACGCUGGGUGAGGAGGAUGUUCCCAAUUUGAUUACUCCAAAGUCGGAGGUUUUGGUUAUUGACUAUUACAUAGCUUACAAGCGUCAAAUAUCAAUUAAAUACAUUGAAAACGAUCCUGAAACCAAGCAGGUCAGUGUGGAACAGCGAAAAUGCCGUUAUCCGGAUGAAAACAACUUGGAUGUCCACGCCUACUAUAGCUACAGUGCCUGCUCGGUGCAAUGUCGAAAGGACAAGCAGCUGAAGACUUGCAAUUGUACCAGCCAUCUGAUGCCGAACACUGACCCCGCACUAAAGUGCAACAUGACCGGUCUGGUCUGUCUGAACGCGCACUACGAGGACCUGACGGUGGUAAUUCCACCUUGGUCCACCGGGAAGGGCGUCGUCUGUGACUGUUUGCCCUCCUGCUCCGAAGUGGACAUCACGGUGGUGCACGAUUCGCGCGAAAGUCUGUACACCUCGGAAAAGCGUUUCUCCACCAUCGAUAUCGAUCUGUCCGCACUGCCGACGGAGCGCUACAAGCGGAACGUGGUUCGUGGACGGCUCGAUCUGGUAGUCUCCGUAGGAGGUACCACCGGUUUGUUCGUGGGCGCGAGUUUACUUUCAUUUGUCGAGAUAGUUUAUUACUUUACGAUUCGUCCCUAUGGAACGGCCAUCGCAAGGAAAAAUCACUUACAAGCUCCGAAAGAGAAUCAGUAAUAGAUCUAAAGGUACUUACUGCAUCUGCAUCUCACCUUGGCUGACUGCUGCGGCGGACAAAGUCCACGGUAGCAGGGCGAUUUUUCAUCUUACGGUUAUUACAUAUAUGAGCAUUGUAAUUGAUGGGCGUUUGAAUGGGUAAUAAGAAAAUAUGUAGUACUUUACUUUUUCCGCACGUGGGCUGCAGGUAGGCAUUUCAACAGUGACGUUCAAAAAAUGUAGAAUAGAAUAGAGGGCUAGUAUUUUAUGUAGGCACCUUAUAGCUCUGAUGUCUUUUUGAAGUUCUAUAAACAUUGUGUUCUUUGCUCGGUUUAGCAGAAAUGUGUAGCAGUAGGACAUAUGAAAUGGUCGGUCUUAAGUCAGACCGGACUAAGUGACAAAAUAUUGAUUUCGAGAAAAACGAGUUUAAAGUUUGAAUCGCAGCAUCUUCUACGUUAUAAUUGGAAAUAUUUUUUGUCAAUUCUUGUUUAUGGCUACAUUUUUCAAAUCUGGUAAAAGUCGAAUGAAGCUGAAGCAAUUCUUUAUCCAGUGUAAUCAUUAUUUCAUUUUUUGAUGUUUUGCGACUUAGUCCGGUCUGACUUAACACCGAGCAAAUGAUAUGAAGUCCCGUAAUCGAAUUCACAUAGAUCACACGAAUAAUACUCAGCACGCUUAAAAGUAACCACAUGAUAAUUGUGUUUGCAAAGUCCAGUUAGUGCCUUGACUAGAAUACUGUAUCCAGCAGAAAAGUUUUAGCUUGAAUAAGAAAUGACUAAAACAUUAAAGAUCUGGGGAUAUAGGUCCGUGAAGAAGGCUUCUUUUUUGUAAUUUGCCAUCGAGUGUACAGUAAAAAUUAUUUGGAAUAAACACGCAUUGUUGAG